Molecule: messenger RNA, 1117 nt
Organism: Cynara cardunculus var. scolymus (artichoke)
Lineage: Eukaryota; Viridiplantae; Streptophyta; Magnoliopsida; Asterales; Asteraceae
Product: methyltransferase-like protein 6
Exons: 7
Coding region: 1-966 (321 amino acids)
Source: RefSeq, a predicted model, not a curated record
AUGAUGAGUAGCCAAGAAACGGAGUACCACUCCAAGGAUUUUGAGUGGCAAGAACUGAGGCAACAAAUUGAGAAUGAUCCUACCCUUCGGUAUCAUUUCCUUCCUUAUAUCCAUCAAUCCAUCCUCUCUUCCUCUUCAUCUUCUUCCCUGGACUCUCAAUCAUGGAACCAGUUUCACGCUCGUCACGUUACCGGAAAAUUCUUUAAGGAGAGACGGUAUUUGUUUAAGGAAUUUCCUGAACUAGCUUCAUGUGAGGAGUAUUCUAAGGUAUUGGAGGUGGGGUGUGGUAAUGCAAGUACUGCUUUACCAAUCUUACGUGGCAAAGAAAACAUCAUUGUAUUUGCCUGCGAUUGUAGCACAGAGGCACUUGAGAGGGCAACAGAAACCAUACAUGCCUCCAAUGUGGUCUCGGCUGAAAGGCGUUUUCGUCCAUUCUGUUGGGAUGUUUCUACAUGUCAUUUCCCUAAGUGGCUGAUAUGUGAUUCUUGCCAUGAAACAGCUCAGCUAAAGCAGAAUAUAUUUCUUUCAGAUUUUGGCAAUAACGAGAGCGAUUGUACUACUGAUAUAACUUCAUCAAAGGAAAGUGAUUGCUGCAUUGGUGGUGUGGAUUAUGUUACUUUGAUUUUUACUCUAUCAGCUGUACCGCUUCACAGGAUGUCUACGGCUGUUGCUGCGUGCUUCUCGGUUUUAAAACCUGGUGGACUACUCUUCUUCAGGGAUUACGGCCUCUAUGACAUGACCAUGCUUCGAUUUGAGCCUGAUCAAAGAGUGGGGUUUAGGGAAUACAAGCGAUCUGAUGGCACCCGUUCAUACUUUUUUUCUUUGGAUAGUGCACGCGAUCUCUUUCUAGGUGCCGGCUUCACGGAGCUUGAGCUUGAAUAUUGCUGUGUGAAGUCAGUUAAUCGUCGUAAACAGAAAAUGAUGCGCAGGGUGUGGGUUCACGGGAAGUUCCAAAAACCAAUGUAAGUCGUUUUUGCACCACAUACGAUAUAAAUAGAAGAAAAUAUUUAUUUGCUUCAUAUGUAUAAUUUCUUGGAUUUGGCUUCCCAAAUCUUAUUACAUUACAAAAAUGAAAUGUUCAUUUACUCUCAUUGUGGAGUAAGAACAUACAUUUUGC